AUGCGUACGAAAAGAGAGUUUGAAGGUGAAGAUGAGGCAGGGGACUCAUCCCAAGUUGAAGGAGGAGAUUGGGAAGAUAUUCCAGACAAGGACGUUAGCCCAAAGCGGUUCGAAAAUUUUGACUCUUCCAGUACAACAAACACUUCUACAGAUGCCUCGAAGCCGAGGCGUCGUGCGGGCUCGAAACCCGUCUUUGCCGCUGAAACCCCUCGGCGCAAUCGCGCAGCACCUACACGGUUAAAGCGCAAGAGAAGCCCCAGCGUGGACAAAGAACACAUCGCAGACAAAGAGAACAUUGUUGAUAAAGAGCUUAUCAAGGAAGCGUUGUCAACUGGUGCCCACCACUCGAGCAUUUAUAUUCUCGACGUUGUCCUUCGAGCAGUGCGACUUAUGCGCAUACCAUUAUCAAUCAUGCUCUUCCUUUGGAUGUUGGCAUUUGUGAUGAUACGCCUUUCGGGUGCGCUGCGCACAGCGUUUUCCCCGAUGUGUUACCUUCCUAUGGUAUCGAGGUCGGCGCUGUGUGCUCCGCUGGACUUCAAUGCGUCGCAAAUCCCAAAAUGGGCGGAUUUUCCACAACUUAUGGAAGCCCAGGGCUCUACUUUUGAGCAGCUUUUAGCGGGGUCGGUCGGAGGCUCUGCACUUUCGAUUGAAAUUCGGAAGGCUGAAUUCGCAACCGCGGAUCUUACAACCCUUGUACGACAUAGCGACCUCAAGUCUAACGACAUCCUAGCUGAUUUGUUGGCAACUUUCGUGAAAGAUGCCAAGAAGACCUCUAAGAGUCUCACAAAGCUUAGUUCGAAAAUUGGUGGCGCCGUAGACAAUGUCAUGGCAGUGAACGGGUAUGCAAUGCGUACCAUACAAGAGGCAGAGAAGAACGCACCGUCACCGUAUUCUCUUACGGCCUUGAUUCCAUUCCAUUUUGGACCCACAACACAGGAGGCGAUAGUCGAUGCAUUCACGAGUGCGAUGGACACCUUCUCUAUAGUAAUCCAGCGACUUAUUCUGGAAGCGGAGAUAUCACUGCACAACUUGGAUGUACUCGAAGAAGAUCUUUCCGCUGUACGCGAAGUUGUGAUGCGCGAGGACAUUGACGUCACAACUGAGCAAUCCGAGCUUUUGGAAGCGCUGUGGACGAAACUGGGUGGAAACAGACGCGCAUUACGGAAUAAUGACAGACGUCUUGGUUUACUUAAAGACCUUGCUGACUAUCGGAGACAAGCACAGGCACAUGUUGUUGCCGCACUCCAGACACUCAACUCGAUGAGCGAGGACAUGGAGGAUUUACGAGAGAGGGUAGCGGCCCCUGAAUUGGUUGGUGGGCGUAUCCCACUCCACGUGCAUAUUGAGAGCAUUCAGAACGGACUCGAAAGGCUACAGGAGGGCCGUGUGAGAGCCAAAGAGAGGGAAGAAGAGGUGAUGAGAAAAGUGUUGGGACUCGGCACCGAUUGA
Molecule: messenger RNA, 1449 nt
Organism: Suillus discolor
Lineage: Eukaryota; Fungi; Basidiomycota; Agaricomycetes; Boletales; Suillaceae
Exons: 3
Coding region: 1-1449 (482 amino acids)
Source: RefSeq, a predicted model, not a curated record